AUGACCCCACCAAUAGCAACAGAUAACCAACCGACAACUUUAAAGCCAAACACGACAAUACAGACCACCACAACUAAACCAACAACCACUUCAAAAACGACACCAACAACGGAAAAGACCACAACAACUAGACCAACGACAAUACAGACCACCACAACUAAACCAACAACAACGACCAAAAAAACCACCACUACAAAAACGACACCGACAACGGAAAAGAUCACAACAACAAAACCAACGACAAUACAGAGCACUACAACUAAACCAACAACAACGACCAAAACAACAACCACUACAAAAAUGACACCGACAACGGAAAAGACCACAACAACAAUACCAACGACAAAACAGACCACCACAACUAAACCAACAACAACGACCAUAACAACAACCACUACAAAAACGACACCGACAACGGAAAAGACCACAACAACAAAACCAACGACAAUACAGACCACCACAACUAAACCAACAACAACGACCAAAACAACAACCACUACAAAAACGACACCGACAACGGAAAAGACCACAACAACAAAUCCAACAUCAACGACAAUAACAACAAGUACAGCAACAACAACGACAGAGAAGGCCAGUACGACUGAACCAAGAACAACGACGGAAGAGACUACCACUUCAAAAGCAACAACAACGACAGAGACUACCACAACUGAUACAACACCCAAGCCAGAAGAAACACCCAUAACCGAAGCAACAACAACGUCUGCAGAGACAACAAUUACUGAAGCAACAACGACAAAAGAAAGCUCCAUAACUGAUACUACACCAACAAUAGAAACAACCACCACACCUGAAACAACACGAACGCCAAUAGAAACAACCAUAACUGAAGCAACAACGACAGUAGAGACCACAAUUACUAAAGAAACAACAACAACAGAAGAGACCACAACUACUGAAGCAACAACAACGACAGAAGAGAGCACCACAACUUCUACAACACCAACGACAGAAAAGACCACUACUACUAAAACAACAUCCACGACAAGAGAGACCACCAUAACUGAAACUUCACCAACAACAGAAAAAACAAUCACUACUGAACCAACACCUACGCCAGAAGAAACAACCGAAACCGAAGCAGUGGAGACAACAACUACAGCAACAACAACGACAGAAAAGGCCAGUACGAAUGAACCAACAACAAUGACAGAAGAGACUAUCACAUCAAAAGCAACAACAACGACAGAAGAGAUUAUUACAACUGAUACAACACCCAAGCCAGAAGAAACAACCAUAACUGAAAAAACAACAACAUCUGCAGAGACUACAAUUACUGAAGCAACAACAACCACAGAAGAGACCACAACUACUGAAGCAGUAACAACAACAGAGGAGACCACAACUUCUAAAGCAACAACAACUAAAGAGUCCACUACUACUGAGACAACACCCACAACAGUGCCAACCACAACAACUGCAGCAACAACAACAACCACAGAAGAGGCCACAACUACUGAAGCAGUAACAACAACAGAAGAGACCACAACUUUUGAAGCAACAACAACAACAGAAGUGGCCACAACUUCUAAAGCAACAACAACAACAACGACGAAAGAGUCCACUACUACUCAGACAACACCCACAACAGUGCCAACCACAACAACUGCAGCAACAACAACCACAGAAGAGGCUACUUCAACUGUUACUACACCAACGACAGAAAAGACAACUACUACUUUAACAACACUCACGCCAGUAGAAACAACCAUAACCGAAGCAAUCACGACAACAACUACUGAAGCAGCAACAACAACAGAAGAGACCACAACUUCUGAAGCAACAACAACAAUAGAAGUGACCACAACUUCUGAAGCAACAACAACAACAACGGAAGAGUCCAGCACUACUGAGACAACACCCACAACAGUGCCGACCACAACAAAUGCAGAAACUAUAACCACAAAAGAGACCACUACAUCUGUUACUACACCAACGACAAAAAAGACAACCACUACUUUAACAACACUCACGCCAGUAGACACAACCUUAACCGAAGCAACAACGACAGUACAGACAACAACUACUGAAGCAGCAAUAACAACAGAGGAGACUACAACUUCUGAAGCAACAACAACUAAAGAGUCCACCACUACUGAGCCAAUACCCACAACAGUGCCGACCACAACAACUGCAGAAACAACAACCACAGAAGAGACCACUACAUCUGUUACUACACCAACGACAAAAAAGACAACCACUAUUGUAACAACACUCACGCCAGUAGAGACAACCUUAACCGAAGCAUUAACAACAGUAACAACAACAGAGGAGACCACAACUUCUGAAGCAACAACAACUAAAGAGUCCACCACUACUGAGAGAACACCCACAACAGUGCCGACCACAACAACUGCAGCAACAACAAACACAGAAGAGACCACAACUACUGAAGCAGUAACAACAACAGAGGAGACCACAACUUCUGAAGCAGCAACAACGAAAGAGUCCACUACUACUCAGACAACACCCACUACAGUGCCAACCACAACAACUGCAGCAACAACAAUAACCACAGAAAAGGCCACAACUACUGAAGCAGUAACAACAACAGAAGAGACCACAACUUCGGAAGCAACAACAACAACAGAUGAAACCACGACUCCAAAAGCAACAACAACAACAACGAAAGAGUCCACUACUACUCAGACAACACCCACAACAGUGCCAACCACAACAACUGCAGCAACAACAACCACAGAAGAGGCUACUUCAACUGUUACUACACCAACGACAGAAAAGACAACUACUACUGUAACAACACUCACGCCAGUAGAAACAACCAUAACCGAAGCAAUCACGACAGCAGAAACCACAACUACUGAAGCAGCAACAACAACAGAAGAGACCACAUUUUUUGAAGCAACAACAACAACAGAAGUGACCACUACUUCUGAAACAACAACAACGGAAGAGUCCACCGCUACUGAGACAACACCCACAACAAUGCCGACCACAACAACUGCAACAACAACAACCACAGAAGAGGCCACUACAAUUGUUACUACACCAAAGACAGAAACGACAUCUACUACUGUAACAACACUCACGCCAGUAGAAACAACCAUAACCGAGGCAACCACGACAGUAGAGACCACAAAUACUGAGGCAGCAACUACAAUAGAAGAGACCACAACUUCUGAAGCAACAACAACGAAAGUGUCCACUACUACUGAGACAACACCCACAACAGUGCCAACCACAACAACUGCAGCAACAACAACCACAGAAGAGACCACAACUACUAAAGCAGCUACAACAACAGAAGAGACCACAACUUCGGAAGCAACAACAGAUGAAACCAUGACUUCUGAAGCAACAACAACGGAAGAGUCCACCACUACUGAGACAACACUCACAACAGUGCCGACCACAACAACUGCAGCAACAACAACCACAGAAGAGGCCACUACAAUUGUUACUACACCAAAGACAGAAACGACAUCUACUACUGUAACAACACUCACGCCAGUAGAAUCAACCAUAACCGAAGCAACCACGACAUUAGAAACCACAACUACUGAAGCAGCAACAACAACAGAAGAGACCACAACUUCGGAAGCAACAACAACAACAGAUGAAACCACGACUCCUGAAGCAACAAUAACAACAACGAAAGAGUCCACUACUACUCAGACUACACCCACAACAGUGCCAACCACAACAAAAACCACAGAAGAGACCACUACAACUGUUACUACACCAACGACAAAAAAGACAACUACUACUGUAACAACACUCACGCCAGUAGAAACAACCAUAACCGAAGCAACCACGACAGUAGAGACCACAAAUACUGAGGCAGCAACUACAAUAGAAGUGACUACAACUUCUGAAGCAACAACAACGAAAGUGUCCACUACUACUGAGACAACACCCACAACAGUGCCAACCACAACAACUGCAGCAACAACAACCACAGAAGAGACCACAACUACUAAAGCAGCUACAACAAUAGAAGAGACCACAACUUCGGAAGCAACAACAACAACAGAUGAAACCACGACUCCAAAAGCAACAACAACAACGAAAGAGUCCACUACUACUCAGACAACACCCACAACAGUGCCAACCACAACAACCGCAGCAACAACAACCACAGAAGAGGCCACUACAAUUGUUACUACACCAAAGACAGAAACGACAACUACUACUGUAACAACACUCACGCCAGUAGAAACAACCAUAACCGAAGCAACCACGACAGUAGAGACCACAAAUACUGAGGCAGCAACUACAAUAGAAGAGACUACAACUUCUGAAGCAACAACAACGAAAGUGUCCACUACUACUGAGACAACACCCACAACAGUGCCAACCACAACAACUGCAGCAACAACAACCACAGAAGAGACCACAACUACUAAAGCAGCUACAACAAUAGAAGAGACCACAAGUUCGGAAGCAACAACAACAACAGACGAAACUACCACUUCUGAAGCAACAACAACGGAAGAGUCCACCACUACUGAGACAACACUCACAAUAGUGCCGACCACAAUGACUGCAGCAACAACAACCACAGAAGAGGCCACUACAAUUGUUACUACACCAAAGACAGAAACGACAUCUACUACUGUAACAACACUCACGCCAGUAGAAACAACCAUAACCGAGGCAACCACGACAGUAGAGACCACAAAUACUGAGGCAGCAACUACAAUAGAAGAGACCACAACUUCUGAAGCAACAACAACGAAAGUGUCCACUACUACUGAGACAACACCCACAACAGUGCCAACCACAACAACUGCAGCAACAACAACCACAGAAGAGACCACAACUACUAAAGCAGCUACAACAACAGAAGAGACCACAACUUCGGAAGCAACAACAGAUGAAACCAUGACUUCUGAAGCAACAACAACGGAAGAGUCCACCACUACUGAGACAACACUCACAACAGUGCCGACCACAACAACUGCAGCAACAACAACCACAGAAGAGGCCACUACAAUUGUUACUUCACCAAAUACAGAAACGACAUCUACUACUGUAACAACACUCACGCCAGUAGAAUCAACCAUAAUCGAAGCAACUACGACAUUAGAAACCACAACUACUGAAGCAGCAACAACAACAGAAGAGACCACAACUUCGGAAGCAAUAACAACAACAGAUGAAACCACGACUCCUGAAGCAACAAUAACAACAACGAAAGAGUCCACUACUACUCAGACUACACCCACAACAGUGCCAACCACAACAACAACCACAGAAGAGACCACUACAACUGUUACUACACCAACGACAGAAAAGACAACUACUACUGUAACAACACUCACGCCAGUAGAAACAACCAUAACCGAAGCAACCACGACAGUAGAGACUACAAAUACUGAGGCAGCAACUACAAUAGAAGAGACUACAACUUCUGAAGCAAUAACAACGAAAGUGUCCACCACUACUGAGACAACACCCACAACAGUGCCAACCACAACAACUGCAGCAACAACAACCACAGAAGAGACCACAACUACUAAAGCAGCUACAACAAUAGAAGAGACCACAACUUCGGAAGCAACAACAACAACAGAUGAAACCACGACUCCAAAAGCAACAACAACAACGAAAGAGUCCACUACUACUCAGACAACACCCACAACAGUGCCAACCACAACAACUGCAGCAACAACAACCACAGAAGAGGCCACUACAAUUGUUACUACACCAAAGACAGAAACGACAACUACUACUGUAACAACACUCACGCCAGUAGAAUCAACCAUAACCGAAGCAACCACGACAGUAGAAACCACAACUAGUGAAGCAGCAACAACAGAAGAGACCACAACUUUUGAAGCAAUAACAACAACAGAAGUGGCCACAACUUCUAAAGCAACAACAACAACGGAAGAGUCCACCGCUACUGAGACAACACCCACAACGGUGCCGACCACAACAACUGCAACAACAACAACCACAGAAGAGGCUACUGCAACUGUUACUACACCAACGACAAAAAAGACAACUACUACUGUAACAACACUUACGCCAGUAGAAACAACCAUAACCGAAGCAACCACGACAGAAGAGACCACAACUUCUGAAGCAACAACAACGAAAGUGUUCACUACUACUGAGACAACACCCACAACAGUGCCAACCACAACAACUGCAGCAACAACAACCACAGAAGAGACCACAACUACUAAAGCAGCUACAACAACAGAAAAGACCACAACUUCAGAAGCAACAACAGAUGAAACCACGACUUCUGAAGCAACAACAAUGGAAGAGUCCACCACUACUGAGACAACACUCACAACAGUGCCGACCACAACAACUGCAGCAACAACAACCACAGAAGAGGCUACUUCAACUAUUACUACACCAACGACAAAAAAGACAACCACUACUGUAACAACACUCACGCCAGUAGACACAACCAUAACCGAAGCAACAACGGCAGUAGAGACCACAACCACUGAAGCAGCAACAACAAAAGAGGAGACCACAACUUCUGAAGCAACAACAACAACGGAAGAGUCCACCACUACAGAGACAACACCCACAACAGUGCCGACCACAACAACUGCAGCAGCAACAACCACAGAAGAGGCUUCUACAACUGUUACUACACCAACGACAAAACAGACAACCACUACUGUAACAACACUCACGCCAGUAGGCACAACCAUAACCGAAGCAACAACGGCAGUAGAGAACACAACCACUGAAGCAGCAACAACAAAAGAGGAGACCACAACUUCUGAAGCAACAACAACAACAACGGAAGAGUCCACUACUACUGAGACAACACCCACAACUGUGCCAACCACAACAACUGCAGCAACAACAACCACAGAAGAGACCACUACAACUGGUACUACACCAACGACAGAAAAGACAACUACUACUGUAACAACACUCACGCCAGUAGAAACAACCAUAACCGAAGCAACCACGACAGUAGAGACCACAAAUACUGAGGCAGCAACUACAAUAGAAGUGACUACAACUUCUGAAGCAACAACAACGAAAGUGUCCACUACUACUGAGACAACAUCCACAACAGUGCCAACCACAACAACUGCAGCAACAACAACCACAGAAGACACCACAACUACUAAAGCAGCUACAACAAUAGAAGAGACCACAAGUUCGGAAGCAACAACAACAACAGACGAAACUACCACUUCUGAAGCAACAACAACGGAAGAGUCCACCACUACUGAGACAACACUCACAACAGUGCCGACCACAAUGACUGCAGCAACAACAACCACAGAAGAAGCCACUACAAUUGUUACUACACCAACGACAAAAAAGACAACUACUACUGUAACAACACUCACGCCAGUAGAAACAACCAUAACCGAAGCAACCACGACAGUAGAGACCACAAAUACUGAGGCAGCAACUACAAUAGAAGAGACUACAACUUCUGAAGCAACAACAACGAAAGUGUCCACUACUACUGAGACAACACCCACAACAGUGCCAACCACAACAACUGCAGCAACAACAACCACAGACGAGACCACAACUACUAAAGCAGCUACAACAAUAGAAGAGACCACAAGUUCGGAAGCAACAACAACAACAGACGAAACUACCACUUCUGAAGCAACAACAACGGAAGAGUCCACCACUACUGAGACAACACUCACAAUAGUGCCGACCACAAUGACUGCAGCAACAACAACCACAGAAGAGGCCACUACAAUUGUUACUACACCAAAGACAGAAACGACAACUACUACUGUAACAACACUCACGCCAGUAGAAACAACCAUAACCGAAGCAACCACGACAGUAGAGACCACAAAUACUGAGGCAGCAACUACAAUAGAAGAGACUACAACUUCUGAAGCAACAACAACGAAAGUGUCCACUACUACUGAGACAACACCCACAACAGUGCCAACCACAACAACUGCAGCAACAACAACCACAGACGAGACCACAACUACUAAAGCAGCUACAACAAUAGAAGAGACCACAAGUUCGGAAGCAACAACAACAACAGACGAAACUACCACUUCUGAAGCAACAACAACGGAAGAGUCCACCACUACUGAGACAACACUCACAAUAGUGCCGACCACAAUGACUGCAGCAACAACAACCACAGAAGAGGCCACUACAAUUGUUACUACACCAAAGACAGAAACGACAACUACUACUGUAACAACACUCACGCCAGUAGAAACAACCAUAACCGAGGCAACCACGACAGUAGAGACCACAAAUACUGAGGCAGCAACUACAAUAGAAGAGACCACAACUUCUGAAGCAACAACAACGAAAGUGUCCAAUACUACUGAGACAACACCCACAACAGUGCCAACCACAACAACUGCAGCAACAACAACCACAGAAGAGGCCACUACAAUUGUUACUACACCAAAGACAGAAACGACAAUUACUACUGUAACAACACUCACGCCAGUAGAAUCAACCAUAACCGAAGCAACCAGGACAGCAGAAACCACAACUACUAAAGCAGCAACAACAACAGAAGAGACCACAACUUUUGAAGCAACAACAACAGAAGUGGCCACAACUUCUAAAGCAACAACAACAACGGAAGAGUCCACCGCUACUGAGACAACACCCACAACGGUGCCAACCACAACAACUGCAACAACAACAACCACAGAAGAGGCUACUGCAACUGUUACUACACCAACGACAAAAAAGACAACUACUACUGUAACAACACUUACGCCAGUAGAAACAACCAUAACCGAAGCAACCACGACAGUAGAGACCACAAUUACUGAAGCAGCAACUACAACAGAAGAGACCACAACUUCUGAAGCAACAACAACGAAUGUGUUCACUACUACUGAGACAACACCCACAACAGUGCCAACCACAACAACUGCAGCAACAACAACCACAGAAGAGACUACAACUACUAAAGCAGCUACAACAACAGAAGAGACCACAACUUCGGAAGCAACAACAGAUGAAACCAUGACUUCUGAAGCAACAACAACGGAAGAGUCCACCACUACUGAGACAACACUCACAACAGUGCCGACCACAACAACUGCAGCAACAACAACCACAGAAGAGGCUACUUCAACUAUUGCUACACCAACGACAAAAAAGACAACCACUACUGUAACAACACUCACGCCAGUAGAAACAACCAUAACCGAAGCAACAGUAGCAGUAGAGAACACAACCACUGAAGCUGCAACAACAAAAGAGGAGACCACAACUUCUGAAGCAACAACAAAAACGGAAGAGUCCACCACUACAGAGACAACACCCACAACAGUGCCGACCACAACAACUGCAGCAACAACAACCACAGAAGAGGCUUCUACAACUGUUACUACACCAACGACAAAACAGACAACCACUACUGUAACAACACUCACGCCAGUAGGCACAACCAUAACCGAAGCAACAACGGCAGUAGACAACACAACCACUGAAGCAGCAACAACAAAAGAGGAGACCACAACUUCUGAAGCAACAACAACGGAAGAGUCCACCACUACUGAGACAACACCCACAACAGUGCCAACCACAACAACUGCAGCAACAACAACCACAGAAGAGACCACUACAAUUGUUACUACACCAACGACAGAAAAGACAACUACUACUAUAACAACACUCACGCCAGUAAAAACAACCAUAACCGAAGCAAUCACGACAGAAGAGACCACAAAUACUGAAGCUGCAACUACAACAGAAGAUACCACAACUUCUGAAGCAACAACAACGAAAGUGUCCACUACUACUGAGACAACACCCACAACAGUGACAACACCCACUACAAUAACCGCAGCAACAACAACCACAGAAAAGACCACAACUACUGAAGCAGCUACAACAACAGAAGAGACUACAACUUCGGAAGCAACAACAACAACAACAACGAAAGAGUCCACUACUACUCAGACAACACCCAUAACAGUGCCAACCACAACAACUGCAGUAACUACAACCACAGAAGAGACCACUACAACUGUUACUAUACCAAAGACAGAAAAGACAACUACUACUGUGACAACAUUCACGCCACUAGAAUCAACCAUAACCGAAUCAAUAACGACAGUACAGACCACAACUACUGAACCAGCAACAACAACAGAAGAGAUCACAACUUCUGAAGCAACAACAACGAAAGUUUCCACUUCUACUGAGACAACACCCACAACAGUGCCAACCACAACAACUGCAGCAACAACAACCACAGAAGAGACCACAACUACUAAAGCAGCUACAACAACAGAAAAGACCACAACUUCAGAAGCAACAACAGAUGAAACCACAACUUCUGAAGCAACAACAACGGAAGAGUCCACCACUACUGAGACAACACUCACAACAGUGCCGACCACAACAACUGCAGCAACAUCAACCACAGAAGACGCCACUACAAUUGUUACUACACCAAAGACAGAAACGACAUCUACUACUGUAACAACACUCACGCCAGUAGAAUCAACCAUAACCGAAGCAACCACGACAGUAGAGACCACAAUUACUGAAGCAGCAACUACAACAGAAGAGACCACAACUUCUGAAGCAACAACAACAACAACAGAUGAAACCACGACUUCUGAAGCAACAAUAACAACAACGAAAGAGUCCACUACUACUCAGACUACACCCACAACAGUGCCAAACACAACAACAACCACAGAAGAGGCUACUACAACUGUUACUACACCAACGACAGAAAAGACAACUACUACUGUAACAACACUCACGCCAGUAGAAACAACCAUAACCGAAGCAACCACGACAGUAGAAACCACAACUACUAAAGCAGCAAUAACAACAGAAGAGACCACAACUUUUGAAGCACCAACAACAACAGAAGUGACCACAACUUCUGAAGCAACAACAACAACGGUAGAGUCCACCACUACAGAGACAACACCCACAACAGUGCCGACCACAACAACUGCAGCAACAACAACCACAGAAGAGGCUACUACAACUGUUUCUACACCAACGACAAAACAGACAACCACUACUGUAACAACACUCACGCCAGUAGGCACAACCAUAACCGAAGCAACAACGGCAGUAGAGAACACAACCACUGAAGCAGCAACAACAAAAGAGGAGACCACAACAUCUGAAGCAAGAAAAACAACAACGGAAGAGUCCACCACUACUGAGACAACACAUACAACAGUGCCAAUCACAACAACUGCAGCAACAACAACCACAGAAGAGACCACUACAACUGUUACUACACCAACGACAGAAAAGACAACUUCUACUGUAACAACACUCACGCCAAUAGAAACAACCAUAACCGAAGCAACAGUAGCAGUAGAGAACACAACCACUGAAGCUGCAACAACAAAAGAGGAGACCACAACUUAUGAAGCAACAGCAACAACAACGGAAGAGUCCACCACUAUUGACACAACACCCACAACAGUGCCAACCACAACAACUGCAGCAACAACAACCACAGAAGAGACCACUACAACUGUUACUACACCAACGACAGAAAAGACAACUACUACUGUGACAACACUCACGCCAGUAGAAACAACCAUAACCGAAGCAACCACGACAGUAGAGACCACAAAUACUGAAGCAGCAACUACAACAGAAGAGACCACAACUUCGGAAGCAACAACAACAGAAGAGACCACUACGACUGAUACUACACCAACAACAGAAAAAACAACCACUACUGUAACAACACUUUCACCAGAGGAAACAACCAUAAUUGAAGCAAUAACAACGACUGAAAGAACAACAACUACUGAAGCAACGACAACAACAACGGAAGAGUCCACCACUACUGAGAUAACACCAAAGACAAAAGAGACCACUACAACUGAAAAAAAAACUACGCCAGUCGAGUCAACCACUACCGAAACAACACCAACCAUAAUAGAAACCACUACUUUUGAAACCACAACAAUGAUAGAUAUAUCUACUACAACAACACCCACGACAAUAACGACCACAACUUCUGAAGCAGCAACAGAACAGACCACCUUAACUGAAAAGACACCAGCAACAAAGGAGAUUACGACUACUGAGACAAAAUUAACGACAGAAGAGAGCACUGCAACUGAAGUAACAACAACAACAACAGAAGAGAUCACUACAACUGAUACUACACCAACGACCGAAAAAACAACAACUACUGAAACAACAACAACGACAGCCGCGGAAAAAACCAGCAUUACAACAACAACAACACCAACGACAGAAGAGUCCACCACUACCGAGACAACACACACAACAGUGCCAACUACAACAACUGCAGCAUCUACAACCACGGUGGAGACCACCACAACUGAUACAACACCAACGACAAAAGAGACCACUACAACUGAAACAAUACCAACGCCAGUAGAGUUAACCACCACCGAAAUCACAGCAAGCACAAUAGAAACCACCAGUAGUGUUACAACUUUAACGAAAGCAACACCCACGCCAGUAGAAACAACCAUUAGUGAAGCAACAAUGACAAUAGAGACCACAACUUUUGAAGCGACAACAAAAACAGAAGAUACUAUUAUUCCUGAAGUAACAACAACGACAGACGAGACCAUUACGACUGAUAAUACACCAACGACAAAAAAGACAACCACUACUGUAACAACACUCUCGCCAGUAGAAACAACCACAACUGAAGCAACAACAACGAUGGAAAAGACAACAAUUACAGACGCAACAACAACGGAAAAGACCAGCACUACUAAAACAGCACCAACGACAGCAAAGACUAACACUGCUGAAACCACAACUGAUACCUCACCAACAACAGAAAAAACCACCACUACUGGAACAACACCCACGUCAAUAGAUAAAACCAUAACCGAAGCAACAAUGACAGAAGAUACCACAACUUAUGCAGCAACGACAACAACAAAAGAGACUGCCACAACUGAUACUACACCAACGACAGAAAAGACCAAAACUACUGUAACAACAUUCACAAAAGAGACCAUCACAACUGAUACUACACCAUCAAAAAAAACCACCGCUUCUGUAACAACACCCACAUCAGUAGAAACAACCAUAGCCGAAGCAACAACGACAGUAGAGACAACAAUUACUAAAGGAACAACAGAAGAGACGACAAUUUCUGAAGUAAAAACAACGAUAGAAGAGACUACUACAACUAAUACUACACUAACCUCAGAAAAGACAAAUACUACCGUAUCAGCAUUCAAGCCACUACAAACAACCUUAACCGAAGCAACAACAGCGACAGAAAAUAAAACCUUCACUGAAGCAACAACAACAGAAAAGACCAGCACUACUGAAACAGCACCAACGACAAUGGAUGCCAACACAUAUGAAACAACAACACCAAUGAAAGAAGAGUCUAUUACUACUGUAAUAAUACCCACAACAGGAACGAUCACAACUCCUGCAGCAACAAGAACGACAGAACUAUCUACCACUACUAUAACAACACCUACGACAGUAAUGACCACAAGUACUGAAGCAACAACAAUAGAAGAGACCACUUUAACUGAAACGACACCAACUACAAAGGAGAAAACGACCACUUUUGAAGCAAUUACAACGACAGAAGAGACCGCCACAUCUAAAACAACACCAACGACAGUAGAUCCCACAACUACUGAAAGGACGAGAACGACAGAAAGGUCUAACAUAACGAAAACAAAACCAACAAUAACAGAAAUAAUGCCAGCGACAGUAGAGACAACCACUUUUGUUUCCAUAUCCAUGACAGAAGAGACCACCACAACUCCAUUAAUACCAACGACAGUAGAGACUACGACUUCUGAAGCAACAAUAACUAUAGAAAAUACUACCAUAACUGAAACAGCUCCAAAGACAGAAGAGACCACCACGACUGAAACAACACCCACGACCAAAGAAACGACAACAACUGAAACAACACCAACGACAGUAGAGACUUCCACUAAUGAAUCAACAUUGACGACAGCAGAGACGACCACAACUGACACAACACCAACGACAAAAAAGGCCAACAGUACUACGGGAACACCCACGACAGAAGAGAUCACUACAACUGAAACAACACCAAUGAUAUUACAGACGACAACAACUGACAUAGCACCAAUAUCAGUAGGGACAAACACAACUAUAACAACAUCCGCGACUGUAGACACCACUACUACUCAAACAAAACCAACGAUGAAAGAGACCAAAAUAACUAAAACAACACCAACAACAGUAAAGACUACAACUUCUGAAGCAACAAUAACGACAGAAAAGUCUACCAUAACUGAAACAGCUGGAAAGACAGAAGAGACCACUACGACUGAAACAACACCUAUGACAGUAGAAGCGACGACAACUGUUAUAACACCAACGACUGUAGAGACUUCUACCACUGAAUUAACAUUGAUAACAGAAGAGACGAUCACAACUGAAACAACACCCGCGAUUAUAGAGAACACCACUACUCAAACAAAUCCAACGACGAAAGAGACCACAACUACUAAAACAACACCAACGGCAAUAAAUACUACGGCUUCUGAAGCAACAACAACGAUAGAAAAGACUAGCACAACUGAAACAGCUCCAAAGUCAGAGAAGACCACCAAGACUGAAACAACACCCACAACUGUAGAGGUAACAACAACUGUAAUAACACCAACAACAAUAGAGAACAUAACAACGGAAACAACACCUCGAACAGUAAAGACCACAACUACUAAACAAGCACCCACGACAGAACGCACCACUACAAUAUUAACAACACCAACGACAGCAGAUACCACUGAAACAAUAGCAAUGACAGUAGAAUUCACCACUGCUGAAACAUCACUUACAAAAGUACCAUCUACCAUAACUAAACCGAAUCCAGCGACAGUACAGACCACAACUACAAAAACAACAUCAACGACAGGUGUAACAACCCCAAUGGAAACAACACCAACUACGACUGAUACAACACCAAAAAUAGAAAAUACCACUACUUCUGAAACAUCAUCAAUACCAGAUAAGACCACCACAACUGAAACAACACCUACGACAGUAGCAAACGCCACUACUGACACACCGCCAAUGUCAGCAGACACCACUACUACCGAAAGAAUACCAACGAUAGUAGGGACCACCACUACUGAAACAAUCACUUUAUCAGUACAAUCAACUUUAUCGAAAGUCAGAACCAUAGAUGUGAUGACGAAGCUAUCGACUGAAGAAGAAACCAGAAUUACACCUAAUUUAUACAAAAAUGAAUUAAGCCACCAAAAGACAAUUACAGAUCUUAACGAACCAACAUUUAAAAAUGAACUAGUUGCUUCACCGUUACUGAAUUUUUUUGGAUCUCAUCCGUUUUCAGAUUCAGAAGAACCGUCAUAUGAGGAUAAAUCAACUUUAUUUCAAGACACUAGUACAAGCAUGACCGUAGAAUCAUCUACUGAAGAUGAAACUACAUUUUCUAUAACGAAAUUUAUACAUGAAGAAAACAGUCAAGAGGAUAUACCCGAUAUUUAUAAGAUGCCAUCAGAAAUCGAUGGUUUGCCGUCUUUAUCUGUAAUAAACAGCUCUGUUUUAUAUUCAGAUUCAGUAGAGCAAUCAUACGAGGAUGAACCAAAUACAACAAUAAUUGUCUCUUCAUUAGAGGACACAGAUGAAGAUUGGGCCAAAGAGCCAACGUCUGUAAAUAAUACUGAAGUUUCAACACUUAAUUUUCAUGAACCAAUAUCAAAUGAAGUAGAUAAUUCCCAUGUACUAUCAGAAAGCAACAAUUUUAUUCUGAAUUCAGAAGAGGCAUCAUACGAGGAUGAAUUAACUACAACAAUGAUUUCAUCUUCAUUAGAAGACUCAAACAUGGUUUGGAUUGCUAAUGCAUCAACCGAAAAUGAAAAUGAAGUCUUGAACCCCGAAUUUACACCUAAAUUUAAAAGCCCAGAUAUUAUAACUGAUCGUUUUGAACCAUCUUUGAACGGAACAGAUAGUUCACAUGUAUCAUCAAUGCAGGAUGGGAAUUAUCUAGUUGCAGAUUCUGUAGAACCGUCAUAUGAAGAUAAAUCAUUUUUAUUUCAAGACACAAGCACAAACGUGGCCGUGGAAUCAUCUACUGAAGAUGAAACUACAUUUUUUACAACUAAAUUUAUGCGUGAAGAUGACAGUCUAGAGAUAGAAUCUGAAGUUCAUGAAAUACCACCAGUAAAUGAGAUUCAAUAG
Molecule: messenger RNA, 16110 nt
Organism: Pectinophora gossypiella (pink bollworm)
Lineage: Eukaryota; Metazoa; Arthropoda; Insecta; Lepidoptera; Gelechiidae
Product: mucin-17-like
Exons: 3
Coding region: 1-16110 (5369 amino acids)
Source: RefSeq, a predicted model, not a curated record